Trichomycterus rosablanca is the source of this 3177-nucleotide messenger RNA. Its product is annotated as phosphatidylinositol 4,5-bisphosphate 3-kinase catalytic subunit gamma isoform. Bases 1 to 3177 code for a protein of 1058 amino acids. The record is from RefSeq and is a predicted model, not a curated record. Gene Ontology annotation, cellular component: cytoplasm; phosphatidylinositol 3-kinase complex; plasma membrane. Gene Ontology annotation, biological process: cell migration; phosphatidylinositol 3-kinase/protein kinase B signal transduction; phosphatidylinositol-3-phosphate biosynthetic process. The transcript is spliced from 10 exons. Gene Ontology annotation, molecular function: 1-phosphatidylinositol-4-phosphate 3-kinase activity; 1-phosphatidylinositol-3-kinase activity. Lineage: Eukaryota; Metazoa; Chordata; Actinopteri; Siluriformes; Trichomycteridae.
AUGGAUAGUACUUGGGAGAAAUAUCAACGUAAAGUAUUCACAUCCAAAGGAACUUCUGAACGCAGCCUAGUGUUUAUAUGCAGGCUUCCAACCAAAACCGGUCUUCGUUUCUCAGGCGAUCACGAACCUGUGAAGGUGAAACUGCCAGCCCAAUGCACCGUGCAUCAGCUCCGUCUACACCUCUGCAUGACUGUACAGGAGACCAACAGACUUCAAGACCCAUUGGCGCUGCUCGAUCCUGAAAAGUAUAGUCUACUGUACACAAAGGGAGACGACCAGUAUGAGAUUUAUGACGAUUAUCAGGUGUUACAAACACUGGACACACCCUGGUUCCAGGACAAAGAAGGACAGGCAGUGUGGAUCACAGUCUUGGCAAAGCAGGAUAACCCACAGGAAAGACAGAGUUACCAUUUCAUUCUGGAUGAAUUAAUUGGAUAUGAUUUAGACUCUGCAGCAGGCAAUCGCCUAAGUGAACUGAGUUUCACUCGCAGAAAGUUUGCCACGCCACGUAAGGAAGAACUUAAAAAGAGGGAUACUGUUGCUUAUGCCACCGAGCCCUGGACAACUUCUGCGCCAAUCGCAAAAGAUCAACAAGAUCAGAUUAAACGCAAGCUUCUAGUUACUCUACAUUAUGAAAACAUGGUUUUAAACAAUCAAGCCGAUAUGCACAUGACUCCUAGUGAUUUUCUUAAAGUCAUUUGGGAAUCAUCGUCUUUAAAGGAUCAGUGUUUUAAAAAGUGGUCAGGUAAUUAUAUUCUCAAAAUCUGUGGCAGAGAAGAGUUCAUGUGUGGCGACUUUCAACUUUCAGAGUUUCUCUGGGCCAGACAUUGUCUGAAAAACAUGAUUGAGCUUCAUCUGAUGGUGGUUCCUCUUGCAUCACUUCCAGACGAUACAGUCAGAAAGGAACAUUGGCUGCAGGUUGACAGUCUCACGGGUCUCUCAAGUUCCCAUGAAGAAAUCUCAAUCGAGGGCAAAGAAACUGAAGAGAUCGUAAUGAUCUCACUUUGGGACUGCAAAAGGAACUUAAGGGUGAAGCUUGUUGGGUUUGAUAUGCCCGAAUUGCCGAUGAAAAGCCCUCAACAUGUUUACGUAGAUGUUGCAAUUAUUUAUGGGAGCAAGGUUGUGUCAUCAGUUUGUUCUUCAUCGAAGGACUUUGCAGACGAGGUUCUGUGGAACAUAUGGUUAGAGUUUGACAUACCUCUCAAAGAUAUUCCUUCCGGAGCUAAACUAGGGUUCACUAUCAAUUCCAGCAGCAUAGAUACGUCCCCCACUAAAGACCUCAAGUCCCCUGCUGUUGGAAACAAGGAUUCAGAUUUUCUCAAAGGUAAAGGAAAAGUCUUAUAUUUUGCCAACUUUCAGUUGAUUGACCACAGGUCUCUCCUCAGCCAAGGAUCACACACAUUGCACAUGUGGCCUUAUGUUGAACAGGAAGAAGAAGGAUUUACCUAUGAAGCAGAUAAACUCUCCACCGCAACCAAUCCUGAUGUGGCGAAAUCCAUGGCCAUCACAUUUUUGCUGGAGCGCUACAGCUUUCCGGUUGUCCUACCCCAGAACAGGACGUCAUCUCAUUCAACAGACCCCGGCUCACCUACGCACACUCCUGGAUCCAGCCACUCCUUCUCGCCAGACAGGAACUCAUUGAAAAGAUUCAGAGAAGAAAGCGUUCGCUAUGCAUCAAACCUUCCUCAGUUUCUGCGCAGAGUAGACUGGUUGAAGCCGUGUGUCGUUCAGGACGUUCACUGGCUUUUGGGGCACUGGGAGCCUGAAGACUUGGAAUUGCACGUGGCUUUGGAGCUGUUGAGUGUUAAAUACACAGACGAGAAGGUUAGGAGAUUGGCUGUGCAAAGGUUGGAACUGAUGUCAAAUGAGGAAGUACUGAGAUAUCUACUGCAGCUGGUCCAGACUCUGAAGGUAGAACCAUACCAUGACAGCUGUCUGGCAAGAUUUUUAAUCCAAAGGGCACUUCGGAGCAAGCGAGUUGGACACUUCUUCUUCUGGUACUUGCGAAGUGAAGUGGCAGGUUGUCCAUUUUUCCGCCAGCGUAUGGCGGUCAUACUGGAAGCUUACCUCCUGGGCUGUGGUGAGUCCAUGCUAGCAAGUUUCCAGCGGCAAGUUCAAGUUGUCAUGAUCCUACGUGAUGUGGCAAUCAAGGUGAAAACACUCUAUCCAGAAAGAUCAUCUCUCUCACCUUCAGCUGCCCAAAAACUACAAGACAUAUUACAGGAGUAUAGUUUUCCUCCUGACUUCCAGGUGCCCUUUGAUCCGAGAAUAAAAGCUGGUACACUCCUUCUUAAAGAAUGUAAAGUCAUGUCAUCCAAGAAAAAGCCUCUUUGGCUGGAGUUCUCCAGUAUGGAACCAACAGGUGCUCCAGUUGGCAUCAUUUUUAAGCAGGGUGAUGAUCUCCGACAGGAUAUGCUCAUCAUUCAGACACUGAUGGUGAUGGACUCGAUUUGGCAGGAAAAUUGCCUGGAUCUCAAUCUGAUGCCCUAUGGCUGUAUAUCAACAGGGUAUCAAAUAGGUAUGAUCGAGAUUGUGAGAGAUGCAGUUACCAUUGCUGCAAUUCAGAGAAGUCAAGGUGGAACAACGGGUGCUUUUAAAAACAAUGCUUUGUUUGAGUGGCUUAGGGGACAGUGCACCCUACAGGAGAAGCAUUAUCAAGCAAUGGAGAAGUUUGUCACCUCAUGUGCCGGAUACUGUGUGGCCACCUAUGUGUUGGGCAUUGGUGACCGCCACAAUGACAACAUCAUGAUUACAGACCAAGGAAAUUUGUUCCACAUUGAUUUUGGGCACAUCCUGGGCAACACCAAGAGUUUCUUAGGUGUGAGUAGAGAGAGGGUCCCAUUCGUCCUCACUCCUGACUUUCUAUACGUCAUGGGUAGAGUGAAAGGCCAGCCAAGCCUCUACUUCUCAAGGUUUAAGGACACUUGCAUCCAGGCUUAUUUGUCCCUGCGCUCUCAGUCUCGUCUGCUGGUGACGCUCUUCUCUCUCAUGCUGCUGACGGGGAUCCCCGAGCUAAGCACAUCACAGGACAUGCGCUACCUACGCAACGCACUACAACAAGACCAAAACGAGGAGGAGGCACGGCAGCACUUCCUGCAACAGAUCGCUCUGUGUGAGCAAAAAGGAUGGACUGUACAGGCUAAUUGGUGGAUCCAUUUAAUGGCUGGCAUUAAAUAA